AUGAACUACAUCUACUCGACCGUCAACACCCUCCGGGACCGCUACACGCCCGUCUCGCACACCUCAACCUUCCGCCAGACCGGGCAGAUCACGCCCGAGGAGUUCGUCGCCGCCGGCGACUACCUGGUGUACAAGUUCCCGACCUGGUCCUGGGGCGACGCCGACUCGCCCGAGCGCCGCGUCAGCUACCUGCCCGCCGGCAAGCAGUUCCUCGUCACCCGCAACGUGCCGUGCCACCGCCGCCUGAACGACGACUUCGCGGGCGACGCCGGCCACGAGGAGGCCCUCGUCAACGACGGCGAGGACUUCAAGGGCGGCGCGGGCGAUGACGAGGACGGCUGGCUGAGGACCGGCGGCCUGGCGAGCUCGCAGCCGCUCAAGGUCAAGGAGGUGAGGACCAUGGACGACUCCGGCAACGUCGGCGACAGGGAGGUCGUCGAGGACGACGAGAUCCCCGAUAUGGAGGACGAGGAUGACGACGAGGCCAUCAUCCGCGACUCCGGCGCCGACUCGAAACACGGCGGCCGCCGCACCUACACCCUCUACAUCAUGUACACGACCUACUACCGCACCCCGCGGCUCUACCUCUCCGGCUACCUCCCCAACGGCCAGCCGCUGCCGCCGCACGACAUGAUGGACGACAUUGUCGGCGACUACAAGGACAAGACGGUCACGCUCGAGGACUUCCCCUUCUUCGCGAACAACAUCAAGAUGGCCUCGGUGCAUCCCUGCAAGCACGCCUCCGUCAUGAAGACGCUGCUCGACCGCGCCGACGCCGCCCUCCGGCUUCGGAGGGAGAAGCUCCGCGCCGUCGACGGGAGCAGUGCCGCCGCAGCCGCAUCAACGCCGGCCGGCAUGGAGGGCCUGGUUGACGAGUUCCAGAACCUGGAUGUCAAGGGCGCUCAGGAGGCUGCUGACAAGGACGAGUGGGAAGAGGUCAAGGAGACAGAGAUCGAUGACCACGAGGUCGCUAUCCGCGUUGACCAGUACCUUGUGGUGUUCCUCAAGUUCAUGGCUUCCGUGACACCCGGUAUCGAACACGACUUUACUAUGGGCGUCUAA
This is a messenger RNA of Ilyonectria robusta, 1062 nucleotides long. Its product is annotated as autophagocytosis associated protein. Gene Ontology annotation, biological process: nucleophagy; autophagosome assembly; autophagy of mitochondrion. Gene Ontology annotation, cellular component: cytosol; cytoplasmic ubiquitin ligase complex. Gene Ontology annotation, molecular function: Atg8-family ligase activity. NCBI's taxonomy places the organism in Eukaryota, Fungi, Ascomycota, Sordariomycetes, Hypocreales, Nectriaceae. The coding region runs from base 1 to 1062 and encodes 353 amino acids. The transcript has 3 exons. The record is from RefSeq and is a predicted model, not a curated record.